Messenger RNA from Camponotus floridanus (Florida carpenter ant), 2679 nucleotides. RefSeq names its product PAN2-PAN3 deadenylation complex subunit PAN3 (gene PAN3). Bases 511 to 2337 code for a protein of 608 amino acids. Gene Ontology annotation, cellular component: P-body; PAN complex. Gene Ontology annotation, molecular function: ATP binding; poly(A) binding; protein kinase activity. Lineage: Eukaryota; Metazoa; Arthropoda; Insecta; Hymenoptera; Formicidae. Gene Ontology annotation, biological process: mRNA processing; nuclear-transcribed mRNA poly(A) tail shortening; protein phosphorylation. The transcript has 9 exons. The record is from RefSeq and is a predicted model, not a curated record.
GUAUCGGCGUCUGUUUCUCGCGUUUGACCCCGCGCCACCGCGGGCGUGCGUUCGCGAAGCCGAGUCGAACCGAGUGCAUUGUUCGUCGUCGCGCGCUCUUCCCCUCGGCCUCUUGUCAUAAUCAGCUGCCAUUACACCUAGCUCCUUCGCGCUCUCUCGCUCUCUUCUUUAUUUUCCUUCGUCAUGCGAGCCCUCGUAUCCGACCUGUCGUCGUGCCCGUUCGCGUUUCUUUAUUUUCGCCCGUUACUAUUGUUCUCUCGAUCCCCUUUUCUGUAAUGUUGUGACCCUGAGAAGAAACUGUAGGAAUCACCAUAGAUAUGUUACAAGAGAAUGGAGUUCUGAUUUAUACUUGCAAGAUAAAGAGAAGAAAAUUUCAAGAUAAAGCACUUUGUAUAAAGUAAAAGUCAGUGAGAGAAGAAAGUGCGUGGUGAAUUUAAUUGAGGACAAUACAAGGAGUAAGAGUGAAAGAGAGUAAGAACGAAAGUAGUAAAUGCAGUGGUUGAGGAAGCGAUGGAUCCAUCAAUAUUUGUUCCAUAUACUCCCCAAACAAAUGGAGUUCCAUUGGAAUCCAAACUUGCUACCUACAUGAAUCGUCCAAGUCCUGGCAUAACAUUGAGCACAAAUUCAGUGACCAAGCACUUAUCCAGUCUUUCUCUGGAUUCGCAAAAGAAGGUAACUGCCAGUCCUGAAUUUGUGCCAGGGAGAGGCCUUACAGGCAGUAAUAGCAGCUCGCCGAAUCUCUUUAACAAUUCCUAUACCCAUUCGCAAGAAAACGUAGGUGGCACUACAUAUUUUUAUUUUGGAAAUGCAACUAGCGAUGCUGUUGGAACGGAAGAUGGCACUGAAGCUAUCGGACACAUAGCACCAGGACAGAUUGGCUAUGUUUAUCCAGGUACACCUUCGCAUCUGCAACCCGUGAAACCUACGAAACCACCUUCGUCUAAUAAUUCCUCCGCUCCCUCUACCCCACCCCCUCAAGUUGCUCCUAGCUUUUUUAUCAGCGAGAGUUUACGGCUUGAUAUCCUGCAGAAGAAUGUGCUGACAUUGGCACAGCCUGAUGUGGUACGAUUUCCUGACUUGCCCAACGAAGUUGACAAUUAUCAUGAGUUAUGUCCCUUAGAACCACUGCAUAAACCCGCCUCGACGGUCCUUGGAUAUCAAACUUCUACUUACAAGGCCACCAAUAUCAAAACUGGCACACGAUUCUGUUUACGUCGUGUGCACGAUUUCCGACUUGCCAACACAAAGUGUACAGUACUGGUCGACAUGUGGAAACGGCUAAUACACACGAAUUUAGUUCAGCUAAGAGAAGUCUUCACCACCAAAGCAUUCGGCGAUCAUUCCAUGGUUUUCGUAUACGAUUAUCAUCCCGCUUCGGAGACGUUACUAAAUAAGCAUUUCGCCUCGACCGAACUUAAUGGUUACACCGACCCGUUCUCGUCGGAUCCCAAUGCGCCACGGCCUUAUAGUCACACCAAGAAUACUAUUCUAAGGCAGCAGCAUAGUAGUAUGCUACCAGAAAGCGUUAUUUGGAGCUAUAUCAUUCAACUCACUGCCGCAUUUCGCGUUAUUCAUGCUGCUGGCUUGGCGUACAGAUGCUUAGAUCCCACUAAGGUACUACUUACAUCACAAACGCGACUUCGUUUAAGUUGCGUCGCCAUUCCAGACGUGGUCACUUUAGAUGGAAACGCCGCGAAUCCACUCACUCUCAUCCCGCAUUAUCAGCAAGAGGAUUUAGUAGCACUCGGCAAGCUAGUCUUAGCGCUGGCAUGUCGGAGUCUUAUCGCCGUCCAUCGCGACAAUAUGUCAGCCUCCAUCGAGUUGAUCACACGUUCCUAUUCCACUGAUCUUCGAAAUCUUAUUCUAUAUUUGCUGUCAAGUCAACCCCGUAAAAGCGUCACGGAUCUCAUGCCGAUGAUUGGUGCGCGAUUUUACACACAGUUGGAUACUGCUCAAGUGCAGUUAGACAUUCUAGAAAACGAACUUGCCAAGGAAUUGGAGAAUGGACGAUUAUUUAAGUUAUUGGUCAAAGUGGCAACCAUCAAUGAAAGGCCAGAGCUUAAUAUGGAACCUACAUGGGCAGAGACAGGCGAUCGCUACAUGCUCAAAUUGUUUAGGGAUUAUGUAUUUCAUCAAGUAACAGCGGAUGGCAGGCCUUGGUUGGAUCUAGCGCAUGUCGUAGCCUGUUUAAACAAACUCGAUUCCGGCUCGCAAGACAAGAUAUGUCUCAUGUCUCGAGAUGAGCAAAGUGUUUUGGUGGUAAGUUACGCGGAGCUACGACAAUGUCUGGAAACGUCAUUUGGAGAAUUGGUACAAUCUACAAAAGAUGCUGCUUAAGAAAGCGUCCUCGAUAGCGCAUACUCCGAACCAUAAAUGUGAUAUCAUCACUUAGCGGUACUAUCAUUUUACUCUUUAUCGAGUUACUGAAGAAUCAGAACUGUCGAAUUGUGCUUGGUGAUAUAAAAAAUAACGCGCAACUCAGUUUUGUAUACAUAAUUUUGCUCGCCGAAUCAAUUAGAUAUGACCGCAUUAAAUGCGUUGCAUUUAGAAUAUAAGACGUUAAAUUUUCGGGUUUUUAAGUGUUAAGGAUAUAAAUCCUUAAUUUUCUUUGGGUUUUUUUGGAUUUUCCAGUUUGGAUCUUAGAAUCUUUAGACUUUGGAAUUUUUGUGUAUAGACUUG